Molecule: messenger RNA, 5722 nt
Organism: Drosophila grimshawi
Lineage: Eukaryota; Metazoa; Arthropoda; Insecta; Diptera; Drosophilidae
Gene: fab1
Product: putative 1-phosphatidylinositol 3-phosphate 5-kinase
Exons: 7
Coding region: 72-5579 (1835 amino acids)
Biological process (GO): intracellular signal transduction; phosphatidylinositol phosphate biosynthetic process
Cellular component (GO): endosome membrane
Molecular function (GO): ATP binding; 1-phosphatidylinositol-3-phosphate 5-kinase activity; metal ion binding
Source: RefSeq, a predicted model, not a curated record
AAGGACGAGCAACGCCCGCGGCAGCACGUCUACGACGCUACUCCUGCCACAAAUUCACUUAACACCUCAACAUGAGUGGCACUAACAACAACAACAGCACCAGUAGUAAUAAUAAUGGCAACAGCAACAGUAAUAACAAUCAUUCCAUACACCAACAUCUGCACUCACCAAGCAAAUUAACCGAAUUCGCACGUAAUUUUGAGGAGAAGCCCGAGUCGCUUUUCGGUCGCGUCGUCAACAAAAUCCAAAAUGUUUACAAUCAAAGCUACAACACGGUCAAUGACAUAUCCAGCGGCAGCAGCAGUACCACCACCAACAGUGGCGCCCUCCAAGUGGGCAAGUCCAAGUUCUACGCUGAGAAGGCUGCGGUCAAUGUCGAGGCAGGCAACGAUGAUAUUGAGAGCGACAUUCCAAGGACUAGUUCAUCUUCCAGUUUGAGCACAAAUCGCCCGCAGCCGCCAACAACACUGCAGCUGCGACUCAAUAGCGACACGCAGAGUAUCAGCAGCAACACCACAACGAACACCACCACAACCGUUGAAGACUCGGAGGCCAAUGAGCGUAUCUAUGAGCUGCCCAGUGAAGCGAAUCAGAAUCAAGGACGCACCGUUUCCAACGUGCUCAAACACAUUAGUCACAUUGUUGCCUCGAAGAAUGAUAAUGAUAUGCGCAACUAUAAGGACACGGAGCUGCAGCUGCUGUGGAUGCCUGACUCAAAGGCCAAGGAAUGCUAUGACUGUGCCCAAAAGUUCUCCACAUUUCGUCGCAAGCAUCACUGUCGUCUGUGCGGCCAAAUCUUCUGCUCCAAGUGCUGCAAUCAAGUUUUGCCCGGCAGCAUUAUACGUUGCGAGGGUGAUUUGAAGGUGUGCAAUAAUUACUGCGCCAAGAUUGUGCUCAGCACACUGAAAUCAUCCAGCUCGAACAUGGGCGAAGAUCUGCUGGCGCUGCAGCAGCAUCUAAGCAGUAAACUCGAGGAGCAGGGUAAUGCGCCGACCACACUCGCCGCCCAGAAGCAGCGGGUGCAAGUCUCGCGCAAGCCCUCGGUUGGUUAUCAGGAAGAGCGCUUCAGUUCACAGGCCAAUUAUACGGUGCUGUCAAUCGAUGAUCGCAAGAACAUAUUGCAGCAAUCGAAUUCGCUGAUCACUCUACACGAGGAGAUGCAGCGCGAGUUGCCUGUGCAGAACUGUGGUCAGCAAUUGAUUGAGUUUCUCAAUACAAACAACAAGUCCGCCAAUGAGGUCCAAGCUGUGGCCAUCUUGAGUGCAAUGUUAGCCGCUGGCUUUCUGGAGCCCAUUGUGCCGGAUGCGGAGCAAACGGAAUUUGAUGCUACGCUACACUAUCGAUUUGCGGAGCUAUCGCGCAUAGGUGCAGCCGUUGCCGAGCCGCGUGACACCAGCAAUGAGCACUCGAAUCCGAUAAGUCCACAGUUUGAUAGCAGCGCUGAACCGCAACCGCCCAAAUCGAUGAAUGUCUCGCUAAGUUUUCAGUCCGCCCAGGAGCUGGAACUAGAGAAUGACAUGUGCCUGACGACAAUUUCAACCAAAUUGCUCGAAUCCUAUUGUGCUCAUGAGGAGCAGCUGCUCGCCCAGUUGCUACAUGCGCAUCAAUUGGACAACGAGUGGGGCAAAGUACUGCAGGGCCUGUGCUCGACGGCAGCAAAUCAUUUUAAGCCCGAAUACUGCUCCAACGAUCUGAUGGACAUACGCAACUAUGUUAACUUUAAGAAGGUGCCGGGCGGCAGGCGCAAAGACUCGAAAAUCGUGCAUGGCGUGGCAUUCUCCAAGAAUGUGGCGCACAAGGAUAUGGCAACGCAUGUGGCCUCGCCACGCAUCCUGCUGCUGCAGUGUCCCAUUGUCUAUGAGCGCAUUGAGGGUAAGUUUGUGACCAUUGAGACGGUGCUGCUGCAGGAGAAGGAAUAUCUGCGCAACGUCUGCACCCGCCUCAUGAACUUCAAGCCGAAUGUGCUGCUGGUGCAUAAGAAUGUUGCCGGCAUUGCCCAGGAUAUCUUGCGCUCCCACGACGUCACUUUGGUUGUCGAUGUCAAACUGUCCGUCAUGGAGCGUUUGUCUCGCACUCUCCAGUGCGAUAUUGUCAGCUCCAUUGAGUCGACCAUUACGACGCCCAAGUUGGGCUACUGCAAUAACUUCUAUAUACGCAACUAUGCCGGCGGCAAGACGCUCAUGUUCUUCGAGAAGCUGAACAGUCCGCGUGGCUACACUUGCCUGCUCCGGGGUGGCAACAAUGCGGAGCUGACACGCGCCAAGCGGGUCGCCUCGGCGCUGCUCUUUGCCCGCUACAAUUGGCGCCUCGAGAUGUCCUUUCUGCUGGAUGAGUUUGCCCAGCCGCUUGGCCCCAAACCGUCUCUUUUCGACUCGAAAGAGCCCAGUCCCAAUACGGAAAACGCAACGGCAGACGAACAGUCGGAAACGGAGGCACAGCUGCGCUCCUCGUCGAUCACAAAGCGGCCGCUGGCCGAACGGAAAUCGGAGGACAAGUUUAUAUCGGCCGUCAGUGAGAACGUGUCGGAUUUCACGGAUCCAUUGCGCUCCUCACAGGCAGGCGCCAUGAACAACCCAACCGGUAAUCUUAACGUGCCUGCCUUGGCCGUGGAGAUGCGCUACGAUAAUCGCUUCCGCAAUGCGCUCAGCUCCACUUUGCUGUCGGUCAGUCCAUGCCUUACAUUUCCGCUGCCCUAUCUGGAGACGGAGCAGGGUCGCAAUUGCAAGCUGCGCAAGCUCUUCCCUGCCGAGCUGUACUUCUCCAAGCAAUGGUCCAAGACGCCAGCUGCACUGGAGCGACCCGAGAGCACCGAUGCAGAUGCUGUGCUUAAAACUAGUUUGCAGCCAGCCAAGGACAAGGAGAACGAACAGCAAUUGCUGCCCGCGCAUGAUUUUGUCAAGAUGAAGAUAACAACAGCCGCCACAAGUCGAGAUAUUCAAUCACUGCUCGCCGAAUUUCGUUCAUUUGGUGGUCGUUUCCCCAAGGGCAAGGCGCCAAUGCUCAGACAGAAGAAGAAGAAGAUCGCCGAGGUUACACAGCGACCGCAAAAGGUCACCGAUGAGCAGCUGUACAAGGACGCACUCGAUCCCCAGAAUCAUCAGCGUUUGCCAGUGCUCUUCUGCAGCUUUCACUACAACCCGAAGGGCGUUUCCCUAUUCUGCAAGCUGCCUAUGCUGCUGGACAUGAAGUUCUAUGGUCAGCACGACAUCAUGCUGGAGCAGUUCCUGCAGCGCUAUUGCUGUCUCUUCAAUUCGAUGUGUCCGUCCUGCAAUUUGCCCAUGCUUGGCCAUGUGCGUCGCUAUGUCCACUCGCUGGGCUGUGUGCAUGUUUAUCUCACCGAGGACUCGACACGUUCGGAUCCCAAGCGUAUCUAUUUUACGUCCUGGUGCAGCAUCUGCAAUGCCAGAACGCCAGCGGUGCCGCUCUCAGAUGCCGCCAAACGCCUCUCGUUGGCCAAGUAUCUGGAGAUGCGUUUCCAUGGCCACGCCUACAAGCGGCGACCGCCCACAGAGGUUGGCAUCGCAGCCGGGGAGCAGAGCACUCCCUGCGAGCACUCACUACACCGCGACUAUGUGCAUCAUUUCAGCUUUCGUGGCGUCGGCGCCAAGUUCCAGUACAUCCCCGUUGAGGUGUGGGAAACGGAUCUGCCGUCGCUGACACUGCAAAUUGAGCCGCCCAAGUCGUUCAAUGGCGUCCAAGUGCAGGAGGAGAUCAAGAGCUUUUCGCUACGCGGGCAUGAGGUGUAUACUCGAAUACACGAACGCAUCGCCGAUCUGGCCACCGAAGAGGAGAACUCGCCCCUCUUAGCUAGCCUGAAGGCGACGCUUAACAAGGAUCAGUUCACGUUCAAGCAAAAGGUGGAAAUUGUGCACACGCUGUUGACGGAACGCCAGGUGAAUUCAUACGACGUUGGCGAUGCCAUCAUCAUGACCAAGCGUAAGCUGGCCGGUAGCAUUGAGCUGUGGUGUCGACGUCUUCUCGAAAUUGAGCAGCUGACUCUAAAGCAGAACAAGCUGCCACAUCAAGUUGACGCCGGCACCAUAUGCACCGAGGAGCUACGACCAGAGCAGCCGGAUGCGCCCAACCAGGAGCUGCCCAAAAGCAAAGCUAACCAACAGCAGCAAGUGGACAGCGGCGGUGCUCCAAUCGAAUGUUCCAGCGAAGAUGCGUCGGACAGUGAAAAGACACUCACUGUUGAUCAGAUGCUCGCCUCCACAGUUAAUGUCAAUGCCGAUAAGAAGUCCAUCAAGUCCCGAUUACUAACACUGCGUCAGUCAAAUAAUAAUCAGGCAAAUGCGCUGCAAUCACCAAUUGCGGCACAGGAUCAUCUCACAUUGCCCAUGGGCAGCAUACCUGUUCUGGUGCGUGAAAAUGAUCUCAGUUCGGUAAUUGCCUAUGGCCUAACAUCAGCAGAGUAUCAGCGCUGCAUUUCCGGCGAGUCUGCCAGCGCCGUAGCCAACUCCAGUCCGCAGCCGAAGCACAAGCAGUUGUUGGAUAGCGAUGCCGAGGAGACAAGUGGCACAGCUGCCCCCGAGUCGGAAUCGGAGCGCAACAAGCCAAGCAAAUCUCAACCGCAACCGCCGACUCAACAUGUCUCGCUGACCUUCGGCAGCAGCAGCAGCUGCCUCUUCCAGUGCACGGUUUAUUUUGCACGCGAAUUUGAUGCGUUGCGCGCGAAAUGUUUGAGUCCGCCCAAGCUGGAGAGCAAGCUGAGAAUCUCACUGAAUCGCAAUGGCUCCGAAAUCGAGCUGGUGUCCAAGACCAGCGACGUUGCCGGCCAACACGAUGAGCAGCCGAAUGCCGAAGAGGAGUCACGCAUUGCUCUCGCACGCAGCCUCUCCAGCAGUAUGCAAUGGGAGGCGCGUGGCGGCAAAUCUGGCUCACGAUUCUGCAAAACUCUAGAUGAUCGUUUCGUGCUGAAGGAGAUGAACAAAAAGGAAAUGAUUCUGUUUGAGAGCUUUGUGCCCGAGUACCUGGAAUAUAUUGGCAAGUGCAAACAGCAAAAGGAUCAGCCCACGUUGCUGGCCAAAAUAUUUGGCGUCUUCAAAGUCAGCGUCAAGAACAAAGACACAUUUGUUGAAAAAACAUUGCUGGUCAUGGAGAACUUGUUCUACGGCUGCGACAUAUCCAACAAAUUCGACUUAAAGGGCUCGGAGCGCAAUCGCCUCGUAGAUCCCAACAAUACAAAUGGCGAGAUAGUCUUGCUCGAUGAGAAUCUUGUCCAGAUGUCUUGGUCGAAGCCGCUGUACGUGUUAUCUCACAGCAAAGCUGUGCUGCGUGAUGCUAUACAAAGAGAUGCCUCAUUUCUGGAGCGCAACGAGGUGAUGGACUACUCCUUGCUGGUGGGAUUGGAUUACAAGCGCAAUGUGCUUGUCCUGGGCAUUAUAGAUUAUAUACGCACUUUUACGCUGGACAAGAAGCUGGAGUCGAUGAUAAAGCAGACGGGCAUUUUGGGUGGCGGCAUUGGCAAGUCACCGACUGUGUUGGCUCCACAGCCGUAUAAGCAGCGCUUUGUGGAGGCAAUGGAUCGGUAUUUUAGCAUGGUGCCCGAUCGUUGGGAGGGGCUCUCCAAGAUCUGACACUUAAAUUUGCUGACGCACUUACCAAAUACCAGUUAAUUAAUAGUAUUGUAGUUAACGCAGUUAACAUGGACUUAAUAAAGUAACUAGCACAAUUGUGAAAGCCACAUUCACAUAAAGCAGUCGACACAUCCGCCAACGAA